AAUUCCCCAAUCCGCAGAUUCAUCUUCUUAUUUCUUCUCCGCCGCUCCACCUUUCUCACACACACACACAGCGAAAAUGGGUCGUGUAAUCCGGGCACAGCGUAAGGGUGCGGGUUCGGUGUUCAAGUCCCACACCCACCACCGCAAGGGUCCGGCCCGAUUCCGCUCCCUCGACUUCGGCGAGCGCAACGGCUACCUCAAGGGAGUCGUCACCGAGAUCAUCCACGACCCCGGCCGCGGUGCUCCCCUCGCCCGCGUCACCUUCCGCCACCCCUUCCGAUUCCAGCACCAGAAGGAGCUCUUCGUCGCCGCCGAGGGUAUGUACACUGGCCAGUUCGUCUACUGCGGGAAGAAGGCUAACCUCGUCGUCGGAAACGUUCUGCCCCUCAGAUCCGUUCCCGAGGGAGCUGUCAUCUGCAACGUCGAGCACCAUGUCGGUGACCGUGGUGUUUUCGCUAGGGCUUCUGGUGACUACGCUAUCGUCAUCUCGCACAACCCCGAUAAUGGCACCUCUAGAAUUAAGCUCCCAUCCGGAGCCAAGAAGAUUGUGCCAAGUGGCUGCCGUGCAAUGAUUGGUCAGGUUGCUGGAGGAGGGCGUACUGAGAAGCCCAUGUUGAAGGCAGGAAAUGCGUACCACAAGUUCAGGGUGAAGAGAAACUCAUGGCCCAAGGUCCGUGGUGUUGCCAUGAACCCAGUGGAGCAUCCCCAUGGUGGUGGUAACCAUCAACAUAUUGGUCAUGCUAGUACUGUGCGUCGUGAUGCACCACCCGGACAGAAGGUCGGUCUUAUUGCAGCCAGGAGAACUGGUCGGCUUCGUGGUCAAGCUGCUGCUACAGCUGCUAAGGCCGACAAGGCUUAAGCUAGUGUUUUUGGAUGAGUUACUUAAUUAUCUUACGACAUAUCAUUGUUAUAGGUUUAGUAGUUUUUUGUGGGAUUAAGAAUACUACUAUAAUGUUCUGUUCUUGUUUUUGUGGGACUUUGAAGAUUGUUACUUUUUGUUAUGGCAUUUUGAUUCUUAUGAUAGUGUCUUUAUUCUGGAGCG
This is a messenger RNA of Salvia hispanica, 1042 nucleotides long. RefSeq names its product large ribosomal subunit protein uL2-like. Gene Ontology annotation, cellular component: ribosome; cytosolic large ribosomal subunit. Lineage: Eukaryota; Viridiplantae; Streptophyta; Magnoliopsida; Lamiales; Lamiaceae. Gene Ontology annotation, molecular function: structural constituent of ribosome; RNA binding. Gene Ontology annotation, biological process: cytoplasmic translation. The record is from RefSeq and is a predicted model, not a curated record.